UUGAAAGUCCAAACAAGAGAGAAACUUUUGACCUAAAACUAAAAUGGUAUUUAAAAUUUCCCCUGUUUUUAAUCCGUUGGAAAUGGGAGAGGGCGGGAGAUGAGAGAAAUGAAGAACAACCAAAAUGGGUGCAUUUCGAUUCUUCUUAAGUGAAAAACUCGACUUCUCUCAACUUCUAUAAUCUCCAGAAUGUUUCAAUUAAAUGCGAAAGAAUAGCUGCACCCUGCAGGGAUGUUCUCAUUUGUGACUACGAUCGCUCUUAAACAGUUAACAAGAAGCAUUGGCAACUUUGUAAGUCCUUCAAUCUCAAUGCCUCUUCAAUCACCAUCUCGUCCUUCUUUCAAGCAAACUCUGCUUAAUCGAAUAAAAAACUGUUCCAACAUAAACGAACUGCAUGUUGUAUAUGCUUCCAUGAUCAAAAGUAAUGCAAUCCAAGAUUGUUUUCUGGUGCAUCAGUUUAUUAGCGCGUCUUUUGCUUUUAACUCUGUACAUUACCCAGUUUUCGCCUUUACCCAGAUGGAAAACCCUAAUGCUUUUGUGUAUAAUGCGAUGAUUAAGGGAUUUGUAUACCGUGGGUACCCAUUUCGUGGUUUACAAUGUUAUGUACAUAUGUUGGAAGGAUCGAACGUUUUGCCAAAUAGUUAUACGUUUUCUUCGUUGGUUAAAGCUUGCACCUUUAUGUGUGCUGUUGAGUUGGGACAGAUGGUGCAUUGUCACAUUUGGAAGAAGGGGUUUGAAUCCCAUUUGUUUGUUCAAACUGCUUUGGUUGAUUUUUACUCGAAGUUGGAGAAACUUAGUGAGGCAAGAAAGGUGUUUGAUGAAAUGUGUGAAAGAGAUGCUUUUGCAUGGACUACUAUGGUUUCUGCUCUAGCUCGUGUUGGAGAUAUGGAUACGGCUAGGAAGUUGUUUGAGGAGAUGCCUGAAAGGAAUACUGCAACUUGGAAUACCAUGAUUGACGGCUAUGCAAGAUUGGGAAAUGUGGAGUCUGCAGAGCUUCUGUUCAAUCAGAUGCCAACUAAGGACAUAAUCUCCUGGACAACCAUGAUCACUUGUUAUUCACAGAACAAGCAAUAUCAAGAUGCGUUGGCAAUUUAUAGUGAGACGAGAUUGAAUGGGAUUAUUCCUGAUCAGGUAACAAUGUCAACUGUUGUUUCAGCUUGCGCCCACGUUGGAGCUCUUGAACUAGGAAAAGAGAUACAUCAAUAUGUAAUGUCUCAGGGGCUUAAUCAUGACGUCUAUAUUGGUUCUGCAUUAGUUGAUAUGUAUGCUAAGUGUGGGAGUUUAGAUUGGUCUCUUUUGAUUUUCUUCAAAUUGAAGGAUAAAAAUUUAUAUUGCUGGAAUGCAGUAAUUGAAGGGCUUGCAGUUCAUGGUUAUGCGGAGAAGGCUUUGAGGAUGUUCGCUAUCAUGGAGAGGGAGAAGAUCAUGCCCAAUGGUGUUACCUUUAUUAGUAUAUUAAGUGCUUGCACACAUGCUGGGUUAGUUGAAGAAGGCAGGAGUAGAUUUUUGAGCAUGACUCGUGAUUAUGGCAUUUCUCCUGAAAUCAGACACUACGGUUGCAUGGUUGAUAUGUUAAGUAAAGCAGGAUUGCUCAAAGAAGCAUUAGAAUUGAUUAAAAGUAUGGAAUUUGAACCAAACUCUAUUAUUUGGGGAGCCUUGUUGAAUGGGUGCAAACUUCACGGGAACUCUGUGAUUGCAAAAGAUGCUGUUGAACAGUUGAUGAUUUUGGAACCCAUGAAUAGUGGGCAUUACAAUCUUUUGGUUAGCAUGUGUGCUGAAGAGAAGGAUUGGAUGGAGGUUGCGCAUAUUCGAUUAAUGAUGAAAGAACAAGGAGUAGAAAAGAAAUAUCCUGGCUCAAGUUGGAUUGAAUUGGAAGGGACAAUUCAUCAGUUUUCAGCUUCAGCUGAUUCUCACCCUGAUUCUGACAAAAUAUACUUCGUACUGACAGAACUAGAUGGACAACUGAAGCUAGCUGGUUACAUACUUGAGCCUUCAGUAUGCAGUACUGCUUUGGUUUUUCCAGAGGAAAUUUGAUCAACAUUAAUUGAGGUCAUAGUGAGAUCGAAUAUUAUUUGCAUAUCAAUCAUUUCAGCUUCAUUGAAUAUGGUACAUUGAACUGAAGGGAAAAUUCUUGAGGUCAAGUGCUAAAUGACAAAGCAGGGCUACUAUAAGAGUUCAUAAUUAUUCAGAUCAAGGCUCAAGUUAGCCUCAUUAAGAGCCAUGCUAUCAAAAGAAGGGGCAGGGACUAAAUUUAUAACGAGAUAACGUACCACUAUUGUACAACCGAAGCUGACUUAGUGAAGUGAUUUGAUCGAAAAACCCAAGCUAACAGGAUAUCCUGUAACAGGUCGGUCCUUUUUCCUCCUUUGUACAGCACUUCCGUAUAUUUCAAAUACAUACAUGAUCAUAUUGUCUGCUUAUGCACUUCCUUAGAAACAAGCUAGGUUUUGAGGAAAAUUGAAACCAAAACUUAUCAGAAUCUUCACGUAUAAUUUCAUUCAUGACGAUAAAUUGCCAAUACCGUUUGAACCGUGUUAUAAUAUUUCUAAAACAUCCAACUUGUCCCACAGCUUUUUUUUGAACUAUGUUAUAAUAUUUCCAAAACAUCCAACUCGUCCGACAGAUUUUUUUUAGGUUGGAAUGGUGUGGAGAAAAUAAAACUCCUAGCUUGAUCUUAUAUUGUUUUAAUUUUAUUUUUCUAAACGAAGAACAUGCCAAAUCUUCUCUUUCCUACUUCAAUAGUGUUCUUAAUCCAUCAAUUUAGCAUUGGAGAAUGCUAAAACACUGGCUAAAAUUAAAUGGAAGUGCGACUCGCGUCUUCAAGCACCAGCCAUUUUUAUUAUUAUGGGAGUAGCUUGCUUUCUUCUGGCAAGAUACAUGGUUCAAGGGAUAGGGGAAAUUCUUCAAACCUUGUAGGCUAUGCAUCUGCUGUAAGAUGUGGUUCUUAGGGAACAUUAUACACGUUUCUAUCUUAGUCUCUUUUCAUUUUCUUAAUGAAAAGUUUCGUAUCAUUUCAAGGUUCAACGAUAGUGAUUGCUGUUAUUCCACUAGUUUGACUUUACCUUACCAAGUUGGUGGGGGAAAAUCCUGCCCAAGUAUCGCAUAGUCUUUCUCAUACUCUGCCAAAGUAGAAGUGUGUGCUUUCUGACCUUGCUAUAAGCUUACAUCCACAAAGAUCAUGAAAAUUUGUAAAAAGGAGGUGGAUUAUUAUUCAGGUUGAUUAUAGAGACAGAAGUGGCCUCUGUUUACUAACAAGUUAGUAUUGUAUUUUUUUUUUUUUUUUGAGCAUUUUAUCACAAUAAGAAAGGGAAAAAAAUUGUUUCACUAGACACUUAUCGGCUUUAGAGACGCCCAAAUUCAUAGUUUCUUCUAACAGGAUUUCGUGCACUUGGCAAUGGACCAGGAUUGGGUUAAUAUUUAAUCACAUGAUAUUUUUACGUUCCAAAUUUGUUUAAAAAAUGAUCUGAAGUACUUACUGCUUCCGGUUCAAUUCACUAGACCCUUUUAUAGUUCUCUCGUUUUUGAGAGUAACAAAAAAGUCUGUUGUUGUUCUUUAGUGGUGUAAACCUUUUCUCCUUCCAACAAUUAUAGUCUAAAUAGUCUUUUCCUUUUAGUUUAGAACUUGAGGCCCUCGAUUCUCAUAUCCCAUACCAUCUAUGAACUUGUUUUUUAUUUUAAAAGAAGGUCCGUGCUCGAGAUGAAAACUUCUUGAAAAAUUCAGAACAAAAGGCCAUGAUUUGGCUAAUAAUUUAACUGAGAUUAAAUAAAAGUACAGUAAGUCUAACUCAUCUAAGCAUAUAAUCGAUUUGGAUGAAACUAAUGUACGGAUAUAGAGCUACGAUCUAAACGUUGUUGCACAAACUAACAAUUAGAAGACGGUAUAAAGCUUGAGACUUAAGAUGAAAAGUAUACACCUCCCCUCCCCAAAGCUUAGAGAUAAAAAUUGAUCCCCACACCAAAAGCCCUCUCGUCCUUUGAAUUUACUUUUUAUUGACCAUCCGUUUAGGAAUCAUCUUCAAAACCUACUCUUGGCUUAUAUAGAAUGAGCGGAAUCAUCGUAUAUCUAAAGAUAAAGAAUCAGAUUUCACACAUUUUUUUAUCACUUUUGUAUACAUCUCUAUCAUGGUGUAAAUUUACUUCUAACUUUUGUGACUAUAAUCUCACAUCUCUUAAAUCUCAAUGGAAUAGCAUGAUGUAAUCUUUCUCGCCACUUGAUGCCCUUUUGUAAUUUCAUUUUAUCAAUGAAAUUUGAUUGACUAUUUCUAAAAUCCCCCACACCAAAAGAGGAAAAGCUAUUGCCAGUACAAGGGAAACAAAACAGAGGAAAAUGAACGAAGAGACUAGAAUUAUGGAAAGUGACAACUGACCGUGAUAGGAAAAAGAAGAAAGUUUCAUAAAACUCUUAAAUAAAUGAUGAUUAAAAAAUAGUCUACAACCAUUAGGGAGGGGCUUGACCGAUCAAAGCUCGAGUUCAACAUCAACUGUAUUCAUGAAAAAGUCCAAAAAAAAAAAAAAAAGAAAAGAAAAGAAAAAUCUACAAGCCGAAUAAGUUGAUAAGGAUGUCGCUAUGGCAACAAUAGGUUUACCGACAUAGAGGAGACAUUGCUCAAACUGGAAGCCAUUAUUACUUUUUCUUUAAAACAUUAAAAACCCCAUCAUCUGACCAAAAAUUUAGACUUAAAACAAACAAGACUGCAAAACCUGAAGCCAAACUCAGUUGAAAGAUGGAACUUUUUUUAAAAGGUUAAAUCUUCUCUCUGUGUCUUUUUAAAUGGGAUACAACCAACUUUUGAUGGCCUGCACUGUACAGACUUUCUCGGCCUCAUUCAUUAUGGAACAUCUAAUUAAUUUUCUAAGUUGAUUGGGAUGAGUAGUUUGUGUGGUUCAAAAGUAAAAGUACUGAUAAGAAAUUUAGAAUAAUGCUUCCAAUUGUGUCAGUUUUUGUGCUGAAGCCUGAUGAUAGAAAGAGUUUUUGUAGUGUUGUGGGUUUGUGGGGCUUUCUUGCAUCCUCGAAAACCUAGAAAGGAAUUCCAUCUUCUUAAAAUUAUAAAACAAUGGUUCAAUUAUAUAUUUAUUGAACAAAUACUUGUACUUUGCAAUAUUACCCUUUAGCUCUUCGUGAACAUUUCAAAACUAUUGGAAUAGAAAUACUUUAGAAUUUUAGAUGAAAGUUGAGACAUCAAAUUUUGUGGCGAUUCUAUUCUAACACCCUAGUUUCAGAGUCCAGACUAGGAUUCAAAAUCCGAACUUGGCACCUUAUAAUCUUACAUUACUCACAAAUCAAUAUGGAUCUUUUUAGCAUUGUUUGUUCUUACUCACACGAUUCAUAGAAAAUUUUUAAGAAGGCAGUCAACAUAGAAUUGCUUCAAAAGCUAAACACGUUUAAUUUUGGUAUUCCAAUGCUUGAGUCUUUCUCAACUGUAGGUAUAGGUUAGUAGCUUUCAAUUGUUUUAGAUCAUUCUUAACUAUACUUUUAUAGUUUCAAGAUCACUUGCAUUCAAAUGUGAUUUCCGUUCGUUCAUCAUGUAUUCCUUCUAAACUCAAAUACUAUAAUGAUAUUGCAACUUUUAAAAGAA
This is a messenger RNA of Cucumis melo (muskmelon), 5573 nucleotides long. RefSeq names its product pentatricopeptide repeat-containing protein At1g06143. The record is from RefSeq and is a predicted model, not a curated record. Gene Ontology annotation, molecular function: protein binding; RNA binding. Gene Ontology annotation, biological process: RNA modification. The coding region runs from base 232 to 2031 and encodes 599 amino acids. Lineage: Eukaryota; Viridiplantae; Streptophyta; Magnoliopsida; Cucurbitales; Cucurbitaceae. The transcript has 2 exons.